Molecule: messenger RNA, 663 nt
Organism: Penicillium canariense
Lineage: Eukaryota; Fungi; Ascomycota; Eurotiomycetes; Eurotiales; Aspergillaceae
Product: 2-hydroxychromene-2-carboxylate isomerase
Exons: 4
Coding region: 1-663 (220 amino acids)
Biological process (GO): glutathione metabolic process
Cellular component (GO): peroxisome; mitochondrion
Molecular function (GO): glutathione peroxidase activity; glutathione transferase activity
Source: RefSeq, a predicted model, not a curated record
AUGGGACCACCCAGGAUCACCUUCUACUUUGACAUUGGUAGCCCGUUCAGCUACACCGCAUUUCACGUUCUUCAGAAUUCUCCUCUGUUCACGGAAUGCAUAAUCGACUAUGUACCUGUACUUCUCCGGGAUUUGUUCCAAAAGUGCCAAAAUCCACCUCCAAUCUUAGUUAAGAAUAAGGCGCAAUGGAUCAACCGAGAGCGCCUUUAUUGGGCUCGUCGGUUUGGCGUUCCGAUGACCGAGGCAGUGCCCAAAGGCUUUCCCGCCUCGACGAUCGACGCCCAGACGGUGCUGAGCCUGAUUGCUGAGAGUUCACCCGAGAAGCUUGUCGGUGUCACUGGUCAGCUCUUUCACACAUUUUGGGCAAAAGGCGAUACAUCCAUUAGCACAGCAGCAAAUCUCUUUCCACUAAUCGAGAGAGAGCUUGACCAAGAAGUUGCCAGCCGGAUUUUACAGGUGGCAGAAAAUCUGGAGUCGAAAGAGCUUUUGACAGACAACACGCAGAGGGCGUUUGAUUCAGGAGCUUUUGGAUUACCUUGGUUUGAAUGUAUCAACGCCGAUGGCGAGAAAGAGGGCUUUUGGGGCAUUGAUCACCUGGGCCGUGUUGCUGAUUUUCUUCAUUUGAAUACGAGUUUGGACCAGUCGUUCAGAGUUCUGCUCUGA